Messenger RNA from Tilletiaria anomala UBC 951, 986 nucleotides. RefSeq lists its product as uncharacterized. Bases 216 to 746 code for a protein of 176 amino acids. Lineage: Eukaryota; Fungi; Basidiomycota; Exobasidiomycetes; Georgefischeriales; Tilletiariaceae. The transcript has 3 exons. The record is from RefSeq and is a predicted model, not a curated record.
UCUAUCUCGUUUCUGUUCCGCGAAAGUCAGCGCCAGCAUUUCUGACCUCAGAUCCUUUCAUGAUAUCUUAUCUCACCAUUCCAGCACCUCAAAUGUGACCCGUGAUGCAAGCUCGGCUUUGUGUCCUUUCCUAACAUCAGGCCUCACCCCUACGUUCCACCGCAAAGUGAAGCGAGCGCAUACACUCUGGGUUUGCCUCAUCUUUUCCCAUCCAGAUGCCGUUUGACGCUGAGCCAGUGACCUCGAAUGCGGAUUCUGCUACAUGUAGACUGACGAGCUCGAACCUAGCUAAGGUUCCAGGCCUUCACGAUCGAACACAGGACUAUGUCCACUAUCAAAUGCAUUUCACCGCGCCCAUAGACCAAGCUUUCGAUGUACCGAAUUCGGCGGCACAGAAUGCCAUCAAAAAUGUGGAUAGGCAUACAGAAGAGCAUCGCAAGCGCCUGGAAGAGCGAAGAGCCAGGCGUAGCGAGAGGGCCAACAUUUUGCAGGACGAGAGCAAGACGACCGCUCAACGAAUCCGGGAAGACAAGAAGAGAAGAGCUCGCCUGCAGCAGCAAAGGGAAAAGAAACGCCAGAAUAGCCCUGCGUGGGCAAGCGAGAAUGACAACGGUUCGAAUGCUAAACCCAAAGCUGCGAAGCGCAAGCUUGGUAGCCUGCCACGCUCUGCUCAAGAGAAGUACAAAAACGUGAUAGCCAGCAGGCGCUUGACUUGGCCAAGAUCGGCGUUUUCAACUGCGGUGUGACAACGCCAAAAACAACAACGAGCGAUCGACCGCGCAAGCGCAAAUCUUUGGCAGACAUUGCUUUCAAUGAAGCUCGAUUCUUUGAAGACGCAGAGUAUGCGGCCAAUGCUGGUAUUGGAGACCCGGCUGGAAGACCGCAACCCACGAAUUUCACGGUUGAAAAUAGAGAGAGUGGCUCGGUAGAUGCGAGAUGUUCAUCUGCAGUUCAAUCACGUUAUUUCCAAGGCCAACAGAUCGACU